CAUCGUCCCAUUCAGCCAUUGCAGUGUGGAGAGUGGGCUCCAUACUGUAGUGAUUUCACAGUUUGCUUCUGUGUGUGAUUUAUUUACAGGUAAAAUGUUUUUGUUUAACGUGUAUUAGAUCACACUGUUCGGUGUUCGGUUCAGCUCUCCGGUGGCCCGUGUGCUCGGUAAUCAGCGGGGUAAAAUGUCUGCAGCGGCCGUCGUAGGGGGAGGCUCCUCUUGUCUGGGCGCAGCAGCAGCGGCGGCCGGUUGCAGCUCCGCCGGCUCUCCGUACGCUGCUUCAGCCGGAGGAGGCGCAGGGGUAGCCGGGAGGCUGCCAGCCCGGGUCCUGGAGCAUGUGUUCUCCUACCUGGAGAUGUUGGACCUGAUGCGGUGCUCGCUGGUCUGCUGGCACUGGAACAACAUCCUGGCGGAUGAAAACAGCGAGGUGUGGCGCAGCCUCUCCGCCCGGACUCUGACCGAUGAAGCUCUGCGCUCCGACAUCCUGUGCAACCUGCCCACCUACAAGGGAAAGCUGAAGGCGUACCAGCACGCACUGAGCUCCCACGACUGCUCCCGCAAUGUUUACGUGAAGAAGAAUGGCUUCACCCUCCACCGUAACCCCAUCGCCCAGAGCACGGACGGAGCGCGAGGAAAGAUCGGCUUCUCGGAGGGGAGGCAUGCCUGGGAGAUCUGGUGGGAAGGCCCUCUGGGUACGGUGGCGGUGAUCGGCAUCGCCACGAAGCGAGCGUCCAUGCAGUGUCAGGGCUACGUGGCUCUGCUGGGCAGCGACGACCAGAGCUGGGGCUGGAACCUGGUCGACAACAACCUGCUGCACAACGGGGAGGUCAACGGCAGCUUUCCGCAGUGUAACAACGCACCCAAAUAUCAGAUCGGCGAGAGAAUACGAGUGAUCCUGGACAUGGACGACAAGACGUUAGCCUUCGAGAGAGGCUUUGAGUUUCUUGGAAUAGCGUUUCGGGGACUUCCCAAAGCCUGCCUGUUCCCUGCUGUGUCUGCAGUGUACGGGAACACUGAAGUCACCAUGGUGUACCUGGGGAGGCCUCUGGACGGGUAGAAGAACAGGACGCUUGAACUAACAGGCCUCUGGCGUGUGGAGGACUGAUGUUUGUUGAACUGAUUGUAAACAUGGUCGUUGUUGUCACAAACACAGAGAAGCGUCCGUCUCCUGCAGCUCCACACCAGGAGUCACAAUGUGGACAGACUCAAGGGAGCAGGAGUGUUUAGGGACUGAUGUAAACGUGGGAAUAUUCACUCUUACAUUUUAGCUGCUGGACUGAUGUAUCCACAGGACAGGUGACCUUUAUUUAAAGUCAUGACCUUCAGGUGAACACAUGGAGACAAAGGCCAAACUACACUAUGAGACGCCAUUUCAAUCUAUAACCCAUUAAAAAGUGAUUAGAAGCCAAACUAUCGCCCCCUGCUGUUAGAGAGUAUAUCUACCACUUUACAGUGGUGUGCAGGAUGUGCAUGAAAUGUGUAACAGCUGCCAUUUGAACACACCUGUCCUCUGAUGGUGUCAAGUAUACCUGUAUCAUGUUAACGUGCGUCAUUUUUAAUGUGCUCUGUAGUAUUACACACUAUUUAUUUCUUGCUUUUAUCGAUGGUACUUAAGAUUCUGUGUGGUUAUACGGCCUGAAAAUAAAGUCUACAUGGUGCCACGGGA
Molecule: messenger RNA, 1666 nt
Organism: Labrus mixtus (cuckoo wrasse)
Lineage: Eukaryota; Metazoa; Chordata; Actinopteri; Labriformes; Labridae
Gene: fbxo45
Product: F-box protein 45
Exons: 3
Coding region: 185-1057 (290 amino acids)
Biological process (GO): synapse assembly involved in innervation; proteasome-mediated ubiquitin-dependent protein catabolic process
Cellular component (GO): SCF ubiquitin ligase complex; synapse
Molecular function (GO): protein binding
Source: RefSeq, a predicted model, not a curated record